This is a messenger RNA of Trichechus manatus latirostris (Florida manatee), 1236 nucleotides long. RefSeq names its product limb and CNS expressed 1 (gene LIX1). Gene Ontology annotation, biological process: autophagosome maturation. The record is from RefSeq and is a predicted model, not a curated record. NCBI's taxonomy places the organism in Eukaryota, Metazoa, Chordata, Mammalia, Sirenia, Trichechidae. Bases 224 to 1072 code for a protein of 282 amino acids. Gene Ontology annotation, cellular component: cytoplasm. The transcript is spliced from 6 exons.
AGCCUUUAAAGCUAAUUAGCUCAGCAUACAACAAAGAUAAGUGAGCCCGGGAGGAGGGCCCCCUGAGGGGUCUUUAGAUUCUGGGAAAUGUCUGAUUGGCAGAUGUUAAAAGGGAUUCUUUGGUAAUCCAGUGCAUCAAUGAGCUGCACAAAUUCAGUCCAGGACUGCAAGAAUUUAGGCAUGAGGACACUCUGUGCAGGAGGCGCGCAAAGGCAGACCCAAGAUGGACAGAACCUUGGAAUCCCUGAGACACAUCAUUACCCAAGUCUUGCCUCACAGAGACCCGGCGCUGGUUUUCAAAGACUUGAAUGUUGUGUCGAUGUUACAGGAAUUUUGGGAAAGCAAGCAGCAGCAGAGGGCUGCCUUCCCGAGUGAAGGCGUGGUGGUCUACGAGUCGCUGCCAUCUCCUGGACCUCCCUUUGUGAGCUAUGUGACUCUCCCAGGGGGAAGCUGUUUUGGCAACUUUCAGUGCUGCUUAAGUAGAGCGGAGGCCAGACGAGAUGCAGCUAAAGUGGCCCUGAUCAACUCUCUCUUCAAUGAGCUGCCCUCCCGCAGGAUCACCAAAGAAUUCAUUAUGGAAAGUGUUCAGGAAGCAGUUGCCUCCACCAGCGGCACCUUAGAUGAUGCUGAUGACCCAAGCACCAGCAUUGGGGCCUAUCACUACAUGUUGGAGUCAAACAUGGGGAAGACCAUGCUGGAAUUUCAGGAGCUGAUGACCAUUUUUCAACUCUUGCACUGGAAUGGAAGCCUAAAAGCCCUUCGUGAAACAAAGUGUUCUCGACAGGAAGUCAUCUCCUACUAUUCCCAGUAUUCCCUAGAUGAAAAGAUGCGCAGCCACAUGGCUCUGGACUGGAUCAUGAAGGAGCGAGAGUCUCCAGGAAUCCUCUCUCAAGAGCUGCGAAUGGCCCUGAGAGAGUUGGAGGAAGCCAGGAAGGCAGGACAAGAACUACGGUUUUACAAAGAAAAGAAAGAAAUCCUGAGCUUAGCCCUAACUCAGAUCUACAAUGACCCUGACACGUCCUCACCCAGUGAUGACCAGCUGAGCCUCACUGCCCUGUGUGGCUAUCACUAGCAAAGCUUAGCGAGGUCCCAGGUGCCCCAAGGAUGGCAGAGGCUGGACACUAACAUUAGGAAGCUCAUGGAAGGAGGUCAUCUGAAGCUUUAAUACCUAUAGCUACUACCUGAAGGCUGUACUAAUCCUCCCCACACAUUCCAUUCACGGAAUCUUAGAGUAGU